This is a messenger RNA of Ostreococcus tauri, 2073 nucleotides long. Its product is annotated as unnamed product. The coding region runs from base 1 to 2073 and encodes 690 amino acids. The record is from RefSeq and is a predicted model, not a curated record. The transcript has a single exon. NCBI's taxonomy places the organism in Eukaryota, Viridiplantae, Chlorophyta, Mamiellophyceae, Mamiellales, Bathycoccaceae.
AUGGCCGCGAGCGCGGACGAGGAGUACGCGAUCGAGUGCGGACGAUGCGGUGAUUUGUUCCUCGGGAACACGCACGGGGCGUGCGCGCGGGCGCUGGAGACGCACGCGCGGACGUGCGAGGUGGGACCAUUGGAGGACGCGAGCGAAGGGGACGCGCUCUGGCGUAAGUGCUCGGUGUGCGAUGAUUACGAGCUGUCGUCGAGGGAUAAAGGGGCGUUUUACUUGGCGUGGAGUCGACACAUGGAGAGCGAGGAGCAUCGGGAGAGCGUGGCGGCGAGACGGGCGAUGCUGCGGGCGGCGGCGACGCUUCCGCGGCGGCGGCGAGAGACGGAUGGCGAGAAGGGGUGCUCGGAGCGGUGCGAGCUGUGUCGCAUCACGAUUAAGGGGUCGGGGGCGAUGAAUUUGGCGAAUAACGUCAUGCAGCACGAGCGCUCGGCGAGGCAUCGGGAGUUGGCGAAGGAGCGAGCGGAGAAAAAGACGCGCCGGAUCGAGGCGUACGAGAACGCCGAAGCGAAGACGAAAGCGGUGCCGUUGAAGAUGAAGAACGUGUACGAUGCGUUGGAGAGGAUUGGGAGCGAUCGAUCGGUGUCGCCGAGUUCGUUUCAAGGCGACGCGGACGACGCGAAGUCGACGAAGCGUGUCUUGACCGAGUCAAAGAGCGCCGCGCUCACUGUCGUGCGAGCGUACUUGCGAAAUAGUCGAUGCGCAUCGGAGUUGCACCUACCGACGGUGGUGGACCGAGGAACCAUCUUAAAGAUGGAGCCCAAUCCAGGUGGGAACUUUUUGCGGAAGAACUUUGCGUUCUUGGGACGAACACUCAAAUUCGUCAAACCCGUGAACAACGCGAAGGAGCAGGCAUGGAGCGCGCCACCCGAACCUUCGGCGGAAAAUUUCGAUGCAUAUUUGAAUCUACAUUCGUCGUUCUGCGCCGUCGUGUGCGGAAAACCGGGCUCGGGAGUUUCUCACACUUUACGGGUUCUGACUGAGUCGUGUCUCGUGCCCGCCGCCGACUUGCAACCCGAGCCGGCCGAAGAUGCAGUUAUGACAUUAGAGAAGCCGAUGACAGCGCUUGCGUUUGCAUCGGCUCCAACCGACGCCGACGACACCACGUUUCGUCACAAUUUCCCAUCCGUGCACAAUUUUACCGGUUUCGAUCGCAAGACGGAACGAUGCGCCGAAGUCCCGGAGUCGGUUGGGGUGAAGAACAGCACUGUUUUCACGUCUCCGUGGUCGCACGGCGAUUGGACGUCACGGAUACCAGACGUUAACGCACUCAUGUUCCCUGAAAGAACCGGGAAGGUCGCGGUGAAGCCUUUGCUUUUUGCGUGGGAUUCUCUCACGAGACAACAUCUGAGAUCUUUGCUCGGACUCAAAGAAGAAAAUGAAGAUGAAUGGCUUCUCCGUUUGAUUCAUAACAAGCCUUCGACGUUCCAAUUGUUCUACGAUGAGUUGGAAUACUAUUGCAAAGACCGACCCUUACUCAUGGAUCGCGCUGCGAUGUUGAAGACGUUUGUGCACCAAAACAUCAAUGAUGGUUCAGUCAACGCGAGCGCGGGGUCUCCGUUCGAGGAUCAAAUUAUCGAUGGUACGCUCCACAUUAUCGAUUUGAAGGAUCCAGCGAUCGACGAUGUGUUUGCGAACGGCGUCUGUGAGGUCGCACUGAGUUUGUUUCGCAAACCAAAGGUUUCUCCAAACAACAGAAAAGUCGUCUUACUGCACGACGCCGAAGUGUUUCUCAGUCUCGGCGGGCGGAAGGGUUUCGCCAACGAGCUCCUGGACGUCGUGCGAACGAUGCACCAAAACGAAACGAGCGUCGUCAUCGGGACCAACGCAUCGCCCGCGAACCUACCCGAGGACCUCCUCGCCUUUGCCUCGCUACACGUCGUGCACAGCGUGACGGCGUCGAGGUGGCUCGACGUAUUAUUCCGAAACGUCCACGACGCCGACGCCGUGGAUCUCACUCGCAAGAUCCAGCGUUUAUACCCCGGUGAGGCCGUGAUGUUGUGCGCCCACUCCGUCCCGCGCGUCGUCCGCAUCAGAAACGCGCUCACCGCCGGCGCCCGCGCGCCGUGA